Lactuca sativa (garden lettuce) is the source of this 1414-nucleotide messenger RNA. RefSeq lists its product as uncharacterized. The record is from RefSeq and is a predicted model, not a curated record. NCBI's taxonomy places the organism in Eukaryota, Viridiplantae, Streptophyta, Magnoliopsida, Asterales, Asteraceae.
AAAUCUGAUUCCCAAAAUCAAGUGCCAAAAAUCGUAGAAAUCGUGUAACAAAACUUUUAAAUCACAACUACUCAACAUCACUCCUUCCUCUUUCUGCGCCAUCAUCCCCAUUUGUCGCUUUUGCGUCUUCUUUGCCACAUGCCUCUGCACCAUCGUAUUGCUCUGCUGUUGCGCUUUCUCCACCAUCGACCACCGUCACUGCCAUUUUUAAUCGAUAUGUAGAAUCAAUUGUUCUUAUGUUUAGAGGAUGUGUUUGAUGAACUUAAACCAUUGAUGUUUAUGUUUCUGUAUGCAGUUUGUGAUUCUCUAUAUAAUAUUAAUUCUGCCCAACAUGAGUAUUCGUUUAGUAAAGAUUAAAGAAUCAUCGAUAAUAAUCUCUUGUUUACAUCUCAUGAAAUCAUGAUAACAUUUCAACUUUGAGAAAUAAUUAUAAAGUGUUAUAUAAUACUAGUACAUUAAUACUAAUACUGAUUUUUUACAUUGUAUAAAACAUUACCCGAUUAUCUUGAUUGAUUUUAAUAUCAUGUUUUUUCGAAUCACUAUUUACCAAAAAGAGAUAUUUAUGUAAUCUCACCACCAUAGUUAUGAAAACCUAUUAACAAAUACGUAUUACACACAGAGUAUGAUCAAUGGCGUUUCAUAGCAGAUCGGCGACAACAAUUUUGUUUUCUCUAGCCAAUUUCCAUCUACCUUUUUUCCUUAUACUUCUGAUUGUCGUCGGUAACAACGGCGUCGGCGUCGGUGGGACGAAGAAGCGAGUUCACAUUUCCGACGACCUCGAUGACGUCGAGGACAAUGAGGAGGAUGAGGCGUGGAUAGAAUGGGGACAAAAGAAGAAAAUGACGGUGGAAGAGUUUGAUCCACCGCCGGAGAAUUUUUCCGAUAUGGAUUUUAGUCAGAUGCAAAAUGAGGUUCUGAAACGACAAGUUGGACAAGCGUAUGGCUUCGUUAAGCUACGGUUAACCGAUCAUCGUACUCCGGAUAUGGUAUCUGAUAUUGCAGUGAAAUGGACCCAACUUGCAAGAACCGGAGCAAUUGGAGUCAUUUUCAUGGGUUUUGAUCUUUCCACUAUAAUGUUCACAUUACAAAAUGCCCAAAAUACUUUAGAGUUUAAAGAUUUUUUACUGGAUCAACCUGAAGCAUACGAGAUUAAGAUGGGGGAUCAAUUUUUUCGAAGACCUGGGGAUCCUCCGUUUGACAAUCUUCUAAAAAAACUUCAUGAAGAAGAAGACAAGAAAAAGAUUGCUACUUCCUCCAACGAUACUAUCACCAAAGAUGAGUUAUGAUUCACAAUAAAGUAAAUUAUUAUUUCAUUUUUUUUUUUCUAAAUCAUUUCCAUUGGUAAAUUGUGUUGUUUAUUUGGUUUAACUUCUUCAUUUGCUCUGACUUUUAUAUUAUCCAUGGUUUUUUUUUU